AUGAAAUUAAUAUCGAAUUCGACAUCCGUAUGGCGACAUUUUGAAACAUGGUUGAAAAAAGGUGGUUUAAUUGGUGGUACUAAUUCCGAUUAUCUUUUACCAUCUGAAUGGUGUGUUAUGGUUAAUGUUAUACUUGAUUGUAAAACUCAAAAACCAAUUAAUGAAAAUGGUCAAGCAUAUGUUUCAUGUGUGAAUGCAAAUUUAGAAAAAUUACAGCAAAGAAUUAAUGAUGAAGCAUUUACAUUAACUAUAUUUGAAGUUAGUUAAAUGAAAUUGAAUUCUUUUUUAAAGAAAUAUUGUAAAAAGAGGAAUGGUAUCGGCAACCAACGCAAUUUAGAUGUAUGUGG
Rotaria sp. Silwood2 is the source of this 347-nucleotide messenger RNA. The record is from the annotation of a GenBank genome assembly. Lineage: Eukaryota; Metazoa; Rotifera; Eurotatoria; Philodinida; Philodinidae.